CGUGAGUGUUGGGUUUCGUCUACAAAAUGGCUGCACAGGUGGCGAGCAUAGCCUCACUGGCGCUGCUGGCGCUGCUGGCGCUGCUGGACGCCUCUUCAUGUCUACCACGACGAGCAUCUGACCCGCCAGCAUUCAUCUCAUCAUUUCCAUGGCGGCUGCAGUCAGAUCUGCAGUCCCGCCUGAGGCUACGAAGGCAGCCGCUGGGCCUCGCAUCGCUGUCCAUGGCAAAGCCCGUCGACCUCACCGGCAAAGUGGCAUUCAUCGGCGGUCAGCAGAAGCAAUGCACUGAUGCAAUGCACUGACUGACAGCAUCGUGCCGUUGUGCACCUCGCUGUGUACCUCUCUGUGUGUCUGUGUGUCCGCGUGUCCUUAUGGUGUGUGUGUGUGUCCUUAUGUGUGUGUGUCUGUGUGUGCAGGUGUGGCUGACUCGAAUGGGUAUGGUUGGGCCAUUGCGAAGGCGCUCGCCUCAGCGGGAGCUACGGUGACCGUCGGGACAUGGCCGCCUGUCCUCAACAUAUUCAAGAUGGCGCUGGAAAAGGUGACUGACUGACGGGGAGGGAGGCGCACACGUGAUGCCAUGCAUGACGUGGGUGUGAACGCGUGUGUGUAUGUGUGAUUCCAUUGAUGGGUUCAUCGGUUGGUUGGUUGAUCAGGGCAAGUUUGACGAGGAUGCGGUGCUCGAUGACGGGUCCAAGAUGGAGAUCGCCAAGAUCUACCCGCUCGAUGCCGUCUUCGACACGCCCGAAGACGUGCCAGAAGAGGUGAGGUGCGUGGGCAUCAUGGGUGCGGUGCAUAUAUCUUUGGCAUUCACACACUCCCCCUCUCCCUGUUUGACAGAUCAAGGACAACAAGCGGUACGCUGGGCUGGAGGGCUACACCAUCCAGGAGGUGAGCAAACGAAUGACAGCAAGAGAGAAGCGCAUUGGCCUGUGCUGUUCGUUCUGCAUCCCGUCCCUCCAUUCGCUCACUGACUGACAGGUGGUUGACCAGGUAGCCAAGGACUACGGCAAGAUCGACAUACUGGUCCACUCGCUCGCCAACGGUCCAGAGGUGAGAUCACAAACCAAUUGCUAGUGCAUCGUGUGUAUCGGUCCAUUGGUUGGUGUGUUGCAAUGCAUCCAAUCCAGGUGAUCAAGCCGCUGCUGGAGACGUCCCGCAAGGGCUACCUGGCGGCCAACUCAGCGUCGGCCUACUCGCUCGUGUCGAUGGUGCAGCGGUUCGGACCCAUCAUGAACCCGGGCGGCUCCGUGCUCUCUCUCACAUACGUCGCAUCUGAACGAGUCAUCCCUGGUACACACCACACCACACCACACCACACCGACUAGCACACGUGUGCCUCUGUGUGACGCCUUCUCUCUCUCUCUCUCUCCCCCUUCCUCUCUCUCUCUCUCUCUGUGUGUGUGUGUGUGUGUGUGCAGGUUAUGGUGGAGGCAUGAGCAGCGCCAAGGCGGCUCUCGAGUCGGACACACGCACCCUGGCGUGGGAGGCGGGCCAGAAGUACGGCAUCCGGGUCAACACCAUCAGCGCAGGACCGCUCAAAAGCAGAGCUGCACAGGUAGGUGCGCCAUUCCCACGAACAGGAAGGGGCGCAUGUGAUCUGUCAUGUGUGGUGUGCUGCGGUGGUGGUGUGUGCAGGCGAUUGGCGGAAAGGGCCAGAAGACCUUCAUCGACUACGCCAUCGCCUACUCGAAGGCCAACUCGCCGCUGGGUCAGGAUUUGUACGCGGAGGACGUGGGCAGCUCGGCGCUGUACCUGUGUUCCCCCCUGGCGAGGGCGGUGACGGGCGUGACGCUUUACGUCGACAACGGGCUGCACGCCAUGGGCCUGGCGGUCGACAGCGAGGCCAUGAAGAUGGAAGAUUGAGUGAACGAUGCCUUGGGGGGAGGGAGGGAGGCUAUCCGAACAGGCGGAUAGGGGCGCAUUCAUGUGCGUGUGUGUUGGUGUUGGUGCUGGUGUUGCGGUGUGGCUGCAUGGGUUUUUUCAAAGGUCGUCACGGACUCGCAGACAGACAAAUGCCUGCAUGUGUGUGUUUGUGUUGUUUUUUGCCUCGUGCGAAACGAGGACAGUGCAUGGGUGUAAACAAACGCACGCGUUGAAUAUAUCAAUUUUGACACCACCCGGC
This is a messenger RNA of Vitrella brassicaformis, 2122 nucleotides long. Lineage: Eukaryota; Vitrellaceae. The record is from the annotation of a GenBank genome assembly.